AUGCUUUGCAGAGCGUGCCGUCGCGCAAUUGCGCUCCCCAAGCCCACGAACACCAUCAUCGCAAAGGCUCCCCUCUCAAGUCUGUCGAUCGCAACAAGAAACGACGCCCUGAGAUCCGCUCCUAGAGUCCAAGUUUCCAAGGCGAUCCGACCACUGCCUCAAUCCAACCUCCGAUCCAUCUCCAAGCGCUCCUACUCCUCCGCGACCGAGACCGCAACAGCCCUCGAGAAGCCCGACCACCUGGACGAUGCCGAGUCGACGAUAUGGGAUAAGCUGGUUGCUGAGUUCACGCCCUCGGAACUCAUCGUUCAAGACGUUUCGGGCGGAUGCGGUUCCAUGUACGCCAUCGACAUCACCUCGGCCAAAUUCAAGGGCGCCAACAUGCUGAAGCAGCAGCGCAUGGUCAACGCCGUCUUGGGCGACAUGAUGAAGCAGUGGCACGGCGUUCAGUUGCGCACCAAGGCACCUCAAUAA
This is a messenger RNA of Colletotrichum paranaense, 474 nucleotides long. Its product is annotated as BolA-like protein. Gene Ontology annotation, cellular component: mitochondrial matrix. The coding region runs from base 1 to 474 and encodes 157 amino acids. The record is from RefSeq and is a predicted model, not a curated record. NCBI's taxonomy places the organism in Eukaryota, Fungi, Ascomycota, Sordariomycetes, Glomerellales, Glomerellaceae. The transcript has a single exon.